AUGCAUAUCUUUCCAACACCGUAUCCCCUUUACUUUCGAAUGACAUCACAUAUACAGUCUGAAGGAGGUCUCAAUACACCGAUCAGCCCUUCUUUACCCACAAGUCCAUUGGCAGCGAUCAGGGAAAGUGAGGCGACGCCAUUUGAUAGCAAAGGCUCAGCAAUCAGGGAAUUGACGUUACGUGCAGCAGGUCUCAGAGUCCCCGCUUCUGUUUUAGUUUGCUCUGGAAAGCAAUUAAUGGACUUAGGUCCACACGUCACACAUGUCGUGGGUAACCUUGUGUUCGGUCUUUCCCCGUGCGGCGUUGGGCGCUUCCAUUCUUACCCGCAGUUUGCCUCCACUUGCUUUUUCCAAAACACCAUCUACCAACAUCUAACGGCGUCGUCAGCCUGCCACGCGACCUGUCUCUCGAAAGCAAUGUCACAGCAGCAGUCUGGAUCGUCAAGCAUCGUUGAAUAUUACAGUGCUCAUCGCGAGCCGGUGUUUCGACCAGAUGGCGAGUUCCACCAUUUCGCAAGGCGAUGUGACCCAGUACAUACAAGAAACGGAUACUGGAAGUUCUCAACCUAUGAAGACGACCAACGCGCCUAUAAGCAUGGACUGCUUACACCGGAGGCCGUUCUAAUUGCACAAGAUGCUGGCGAUGGAAUGUACGACGAGAUUAUGCUGCGUUGGGUACCAGGUGAGCUGGACACGAACAACAAACCUUCAGUUGGGUCCGCUGCAGCUCACUUGGAAACCAUCUACAAUGAGAGAAAAGUGUUAGGCAAAGCCCUCUCAUUUCAAGGCCGGGUACCAUUAUACCCUACCAGCACCACUGAGAAACUCAUCAGAUAUCGACUUAUUAGAUACGGCGUACAGAAAGGCGUAUUCCCACCAGAAACUCUGCUAUCGCCUUCUCUCCGACCAUCGAAAACUGAUAAGACGAUGGCCCCAAAGACGCGUGACGAGCCUGCACCGAACCACGACUCUAUACCCUUCUCAGCAUCUGUAUCAACGCUCUCGUUGUCACAGACUAUCAGUGAAUCAGCAUCGUCACAGCAAGUAAUUCCUACUACAUUGGAUAUUCCAGCUGCGGAGCUCACCAAGCCAAUGGAUCAGCUGGACUUUACUGAAAAGUUGCAAGCUUCACACCUUCCUCAGGAAACCCAUCACAUAAUACCGUCUUCUGAGGUUGGUCAGUAUAUGAGUAUGCCUUCAGGCACCACUGAAAGUUUUGGGAGUAAACAUAGCGCCGGUUUACUCCUGGCUACGAGAUCUAAUGGCCAUCAGGGUAUGACCGGAAGAGGCAAUACAUGCCAUGAAAACACCAACGAUGAAGCCCCUAUGGUCCCAAAUAAUAAUGUCCCAAAUGUGUCGUUGGCAAAACUGAAGCCUUCGGACCAUUUCGGUGCGCAAGUUGCAGAUCUGCCACGCAUGGACUGUGAGGCAGAUGCAACUGACAGUUGGAACAAUAUUGCCGCUCUAUGUUUACAACCUACUGACGUGCUAUCAGUAUCUAAGAUCCACGGCUUUACCGAAUGUGUCACCAAAUUCGACCCUGACCCAAGGAGGGAGCCAGAGAUUCAGAUACACGAUAUGGCAAACGUCAUUCGCGAUCUCGACACAUUCAAAGAGGAUCCUGACCUGCACGGAUUGGAUGAUAAGCUUAUUGUCUUAUUAUGGGGCCUCAAGUCAUCUGGCAAUGCGCGAGCACUCAAUGGGUUUGUUCUCUCUCUGAAUUUCGAGCCGAGUUAUGCUAACACGGUCUAA
Molecule: messenger RNA, 1752 nt
Organism: Boeremia exigua
Lineage: Eukaryota; Fungi; Ascomycota; Dothideomycetes; Pleosporales; Didymellaceae
Exons: 6
Coding region: 1-1752 (583 amino acids)
Source: RefSeq, a predicted model, not a curated record